Polypterus senegalus (gray bichir) is the source of this 4037-nucleotide messenger RNA. RefSeq names its product ankyrin repeat domain 27 (VPS9 domain) (gene ankrd27). Bases 164 to 3052 code for a protein of 962 amino acids. Gene Ontology annotation, biological process: early endosome to late endosome transport; neuron projection morphogenesis. Gene Ontology annotation, molecular function: guanyl-nucleotide exchange factor activity; SNARE binding. The transcript is spliced from 27 exons. Lineage: Eukaryota; Metazoa; Chordata; Cladistia; Polypteriformes; Polypteridae. The record is from RefSeq and is a predicted model, not a curated record. Gene Ontology annotation, cellular component: transport vesicle; neuron projection; plasma membrane.
CGUAACACUUUCCUGUUGUGUGCGUCCUAUUCCUGUUCAAACUUUGGAAACCCGGUAGUGCUAACAGGGAAAACUAUGUUACAUUACAGAGUAUUGGGCUGAAGUUUAACAUUUAGAUGAAUUGUUUUCGGUAAUAUUAAGAGAUUUUUUCUUUGAAUUUCUUAUGGCUUUAUAUGAUGAGGAUAUUCUGAGAAACCCCUUCUACCUUUCACUUGAAAAACAGCGUCCAGAUUUGUGUGCUAAAGUAGCAGAAUACCAUGGAAUUGUGUUAGUUCCAUGCAAAAGAAGUUUACCUAGUAGCAACUUUGCACCCUCUGAUUUUGAAGCAUAUAUUUUGAAGCCUGUGGAAGGAGGUUUUCAGACUCUGGAUGGAAAGGAUGUCAUUAUACAAAACAGGGCAAUCACAUUUGGUCCAGGAUUCUCUGUGGAAGGUACAGUGCCUAUUCUGUUUGAAGAAAUGUUCUACAAUGAAGAGGAACAAAGUUACAGUAUUUGGUGCAUCACCCAUCCCAUUGACACCCAGGAGAAAUCAGUGGAGUCUGUUCCAGCAGCGUUUUCCUAUAGUCUUAAAAACAUAGAGGAUGUUAAAGAAUUCCUUGGAAAGCAUUCAGAGAAAUUGGAUAAGUUUAUUACCAUAUUUCUAGAGUCAUUCAAGGAGCAUGAAGGGAAAAGCCUGCGAUACCAGAUAGACUCAGUUAAUGCACUAUACACAAAAUGUCUUCAGUGUUUGUUGAGAGAUACAAGGCUGAAGAUUACAGCUAAACGGGAUCUUCAGAUAAACUUACUAAAGCAGGCUGUAGAAAUGUACAUUCAUCACGGAAUCCAUGAUUUAAUGUUUAAAUAUGUUGGUACCAUUGAGGCUAAUAAGGACUCUACUUUUAAUAAAACAACAAGAAGUUUGCAAGAUCUUCAGCUUAAAGAUUUGGGUGUGAAAUCAGAAUAUAGUAUUAAUAUACCUCGUGCUAUACGUGAGUUACGUUGUCUAAAUCACUGCACCUCACCUCAGCAAAAGUUAUUCUGCUUAAGAAAAGUGAUCUUCACUGUAAUGCAGCCUUCAAGCCAAAGAGUUAACAUUGAAGGCAUGUGUGCAGAUGAUCUUCUGUCUGUUCUCUUGUAUUUACUGGUGAAAACGGAGCUACCAAAUUGGAUAGCAAAUCUUACCUAUAUGAAGAACUUUUACUUUUGUAACUUGGGAAAGGAUGACAUUGGUUACUGUCUUACUUCAUUUGAGGCAGCUGUGGAGUUCAUCAGUCAAGGCAAUCUUUCUCAUGGACACAAGGUUUCUGGAGCUAUUAAUGAGAAGGAAAUAUUCAAGCAAAAAAUUGAUCUGUUUUCUCAGCAUGCUACUACCCCAGUUGCUGUUUUCUUCGAGCAUAUUGCCAAUGGCAGUGAUAAUGAAGUGGAAAAACUACUGACUGAACAAGAAAUUGAGCUUCAGAAAGCAGACUCAUGUCAUCCACUUUGUUCCUGUGAAAAGUGUGUAAAACAUGUAUCAAAGAGACUGAAUGAUCCAACAAUUGUUACUGCAUUUUCCCGAGAUAAUAGGGGUUACACUCCUCUUCAUAUUGCUUCUGUCUAUGGUCAGUCUUCAUUAGUUGACUUGUUGGUUUCAAAAGGGGCUGACAUAAAUGCCACCGACUAUCACGCUUUGACUCCUCUGCAUUUGUCCUGCCAGAAAGGUUAUCAAAGUGUAACAUUGCUGCUGUUACAUUAUAAUGCAAACACUAACAUGCAAGAUAACAAUGGCAAUACUCCUUUGCAUCUUGCAUGCACAUAUGGACAUGAAGAUUCUUUAAAUAGAUCAUCACAGACAUCAGCAGAGAUCUGCAGUCAGUCAGCCACUUUGUCAAGCAUGUCACCUUUAUUAACUAAUCUGUGGUGUGAGAAUAAGAAUGAAAAAUUCAAAGAGGUAGAUAAACUUUUGCGGGCCGUUGCAGAUGGUGAUACUGAGAUGGUACGUUAUCUGUUUGAAUGGACAGAUGAAGAGUCUGAAGGAGAUUUCAGAGAUACUUUAAAGCUUGAAUUUUGUCAUCCAUUGUGUCAAUGCCCCAAAUGUGAACCAGGUCAACAGAAGGUGACCUACAACCAAAUAUGUGGCUUUGAAAUUAAUGUUAGCAACCAGGAUGGCUUCACUCCUCUCCAUGUAGCUGCGCUUCAUGGAAGGGAAAAUUUAGUCUCUUUGUUAAUUGCCCAUGGUGCCAACAUCAAUACAGAAAAUGCACAUGGUGCUACUUCUCUUCAUUUGGCCUGCCAAAAUGGUAACCUCCAGGCUGUGAGGUACCUACUAGGAUGUAAUGCCAAGAUGAAUAAGAAGGACCAUUUUGGGAACACGCCUUUGAUCCAUGCGGUCUUGCGAGGUGAUCAUGAUACAGUGAAGGUGUUGCUAGAGAGUGGAGCUUCACUGAAUAUCUCAAACAGUCAAGGAAAUACAGCAUUACAUGAGGCUGCAAGAGCAAAUAUCCCACUUUUGGUAGAACUAUUGGUUAACUCUGGGGCAUCUGUAAAUGUUCAUAACAAACAUCAGUUUACUCCAUUGGAAUAUGCCGAGGAUACAAAUGAUAAAAAUGCAGAGGUUCUCAGAAUUCUCCAGAGAGCUACAGGAGGUAGAGAUGUUACUAGAACUGUAAAGCUGAAAUCAACUCAGACACGAAAUGCAAUGGACAUUAAAUCAACUGCAUCAUUGAAGAAAGAAUAUAAAGAAUUCAAUGACCCUGGAAGAAGAUUUCCACAUGUUGAGCCAAGAACACAGCAUAUGAAGACAAUAUUCGCAAGAGACAAGAAUACACCAUGCUUUCUGUCAUCUGGGCUUCCUCAGUUACCAAAUAAAAUGUUUGACCAGAUGAAAAAUGAUGAAGUUCUCGUUACUGGUUGUUUGGAAGAAAAAGAAGGACAAAGAGAAGAAACUCCUAAUUCAUUCAAAAACAGUCAGAGAUUUAGGCACACUGUCAGCAGUUUGCCCAUGAUUUUUAAUGAUUCUGCAAAAGAACAUCAAACAAGGCAGAGUGAUAUUCAAGAUUGUACAUACAGGGCUAAUGUAAGUGCCGACAUGUAGAACUGGAAGAGAAAUCUCAAUAUUUCCCAUAUAUUUAAUAGUCAUAGUAAUUCCUAAAGUAUUUUCCAGUAAAUGAAUGAAACAUUUUCUUUGUAGCUUACAGUCAUCUCACCUACAGAUGAUGUAGGGAGUGGAAAAUUGUCCCGAGACUUUUCAGCAAUACUGAUCAGGAAGUGUUUAGAAGUCCAAACCAGCAUGGAGUGAGAAGCUAUACAAUCAGCAAUACUCUAAUGAAAGGAUGCUGUAAUUAAUUUGCACAACCAUUGUUUGUUUUUGUUUUUUUGACUCUUGAAUUUCUUGUUGCUCUUGGCAUGUAGUAGGCAGUGAUCACUAACACACUUUUCACAUUCUGAUGUUUUUACCUUAUUAUGAUCUUUGUAGUACAGUGGCCACUAUGCUUUAGAGAAGAACUUAUACCAUGCUUUUCAGUUAUGUGUCACUUAAAUUUGAUGUUGCCAGUUAAAAUAAAUUAAAUUCCAAAUACCAUAUUUGCAAAUUAAACCUUUCAAAUUAUGGAGGGUACAAAAAGAACAUACAGCAUAUUUUUUUAAUAUAUCAUGAAAUUCUGCAAAUAUUUGGAUUGUUUUAAAUCAAUUGAUGCAUAUGUAUAUUUAGAAAUAUCUAAAAGUUGCCCAUGCCAGUUUUCAGUGGAGUAAUUCACAUUUAACUUUCCAUGUCAAUUUAAACUAUUUUUUAAAGUCAAAACAUAUGUUCAAGUCAGUAUUUUCUUUAUUUCUAAAAGCAGAUGUUUUGAUUAUUUAAUAAAUAUUUUACAGUAAACUGUAGUGCAGAUUUGUCAGUUACCUUGAAUCAUAUGAUGGACUUAAGGGCAGACUGAAAAAAACCUCUAAUGCCAUAAAUGUCAAGUGUAGUGGUUAUCUUAAAAAAAAAAACAUGAACUGUAAUUUUAGACAAAAGAAUCUGCAGGUGGUUUUCCCUUGUGUAUGAAAGUAUAAUUAUAAAACAGUUUAUACCUGAAGAAAAA